Messenger RNA from Patiria miniata (bat star), 2856 nucleotides. RefSeq lists its product as uncharacterized. The transcript is spliced from 11 exons. Bases 1 to 1857 code for a protein of 618 amino acids. The record is from RefSeq and is a predicted model, not a curated record. Gene Ontology annotation, molecular function: protein binding. Lineage: Eukaryota; Metazoa; Echinodermata; Asteroidea; Valvatida; Asterinidae.
AUGGAGAAGGAAAAGAGAGUUGAAUCACCGGGGAUUGAAAGUGUCUCAGGCAUCGUUGAUUUCACCUGUAUCACCAAGCCCCGUAUUGAUAUCGGCAGUGAAGACACAUACAUCGCAGCCUAUCUACAUGGCGGUAAUGCUGCGCUGAACUUCUCUCGAACAACCUACACGUACACAAGCGACUAUAAUGACCCCUUAGGGCUACCUUCAGAGCACCAUUUGGAACCACACUCGUCAUCAGAGGGAGAUGAGAUCUCUAUUCUUCGAUUGCCAGCGGCUGGAGGAAGGACAAGGAUUGGAGCCUUUGCCUGUAAUGCUAGGAUAGCAGGAAGUGGUAACAUCAGCAUAGGAACCGUCAUCAUGAGCAGAAACGCUGAUUUCCUCCCUACCCGAGUGAGUCAGACGGUAAACCGGGGAGAUGCAGUCAAUCUGACCGUCACUGCAACAGACCCAGCCCGUACCGACACUCGAUGGAGAAAGAAUGGCGGUGGAGUCUUCUCAGACAGAAGCGACAGUCUGUACUUUGAUUUCAUCAAUGCCACUCGCUCGAACAGCGGGGUUUUCGAGGUCCACUUAAGUGGGCAACGUAGCCGUGGAAACCAGGCACUCAUGCGGUUGAUUGUCACAGCUUGCACAAAGAAUAAAUGGAAUGCACCCUCGUGUGACAGAGACUGCCCGGUCUGUCUCAAUGGUGGUGUGUGUGACGACCGGAAUGGAGACUGCAUUUGCCCGCCUGGCUUUAGUGGUGACCUCUGCGAAAUGCCGGUAGGCCCCAACCGUUUUGGCCAAUCGGGAAGUUUUGGCUGCUACUCACCUGAGUUAGGAGGCGGUCCUACGUGUGCAGGGAAGCUGUUCUGUUUACCAGAUCCUUAUGGCUGCUCGUGUGCUGCAGGGUACCAAGGAAUCGACUGUGAUGAAACAUGUGCGGAUGGUUUCUACGGAGCAGACUGUGCACAGACAUGUCACUGCAUGGACGGGGUCGCGUGCGACAGAACUACGGGCGAGUGUCGAGGGGACUGCGCGCCAGGAUUCACGGGCAUCAACUGCCAAGAUGUGAUUCAAUCUCUCACCCUGGAACCCUCAAGAAACGACAUCCGUGUCUCCUGGUCAAGAGCCGGAGACGAGCUCACCCUUUGCCCUAGGGCCUCGUACUGCGUCAGUUACCAACUUCUCAACUUGGAGCAGUGCCAACCGCAGACCGAUUCCAUACUGGAGGAUGCAGGAAUCGCAAACGAUAACAGCAUUGUAAUACGCUUACUGUAUACACACUCCACGUACAGGGUGCAUGUGGCUUCCGAAAAUAACACAUUGAUCCAAACAAUGGAGACUACGACUGAAGAAGGAGUCCCAUUGGUUGGGCCUAAUUUGAUCUACACAUCUUCGUCCAAUCAAAACGCUCGUUUUUCAUGGCAUCCCAUUCCUUGCGGUGAACGAGGCGGUAACAUCACAGGCUACACGUACGAGCUGCGCGGCGCUUCAGGAGCUGUGAUAGAAACUGAAAACACCACGGCAGAGUCAGUUGAAGUUGAUGGUCUGUCACAAGGGGCGCCCUACUCCUUCAGGCUGCGGGCGUUCACACGUGUAGGUCCGGGACCCUGGACAACGGUUGCUGUAGAAUCUCCUAAAGUCAACUAUGCCGACUCUGGAUCGUAUCGAAAUGCUGUCAUUGUCGCAGCAACUCUUGGAGUCGUCAUUGGCGCCUUACUCAUCACUGCGGCGCUUGCAUCUCUGAUAGCUUUUACCAAAUACGGGCGACGACGAAAGCAGCAUAUUGAUAACCGGGAAUAUCGAAUUCCAAAGGCAGUUGAGGAUGCAGAGGUGGUCUAUGAUUACGUCCGUGAUGAAGUGGAACUUUAAGAAGCUGUCAGCAACACCAUGCCGUGCAACGCCCCGUGUGGCGUCAUCGUCCACCGAAGCGGCAACAACACGUGUGCCAUCCGCUAAGCACACAUCAGCACCUCAGAUAUCGUCUAUGUCACGUAAUGAGGGUUGCGUGUACUACGAAAACAAAAUCAUGCCAUAGUUCCUUUUGGCUUUAGGUAUUGCAAGCAAUAAAAGGAACGCCGCUUAUAGGUAUUUUUCCUUGGUGAUGAUAAUUUUCAAUUAUGAUGUUCGUUUGAGCUUAACCAAAAGUUAAGCUAUUUUAAAACUUUAGACUCAUAUCAUUUGGAUGUUGCUUAGCACAGCAUUGACCCGACUGGUAAUGAAAGCAGUAACUCGCAUUACAGUUGCCUAAAAUCGUUUAGACCAUGAAGCUUAAUCCGAAACUAACGUCAAAAAGGAGGUAAAGGAAAAUCCCCCCCCCCUCCUUUCCAAAACAUAAUUAUAAUGGGUCCAUCACUCCACCUCUAGGUGGCGCUGUUCAGCCAGGCAAGGAUGGUAAGCCUAUUGUAUUGUUCACGCCUUCAGUUGUUCGUAUCUUAUGGUUCAUCAGUCGUCCUUUUUUUUAAAGUUGUUCGAAGAUUAUCUCCUACUCUACUUCCUCUCGUGCAAAAAAUCAGGGUUCAUUUUUAAUCCCCAUGGGGCUAUUUUCUUUGAGAUGAGUAAAUAUGGGUGCAAUCAAACAAUGAAACCUAUACGCCAUAAUGUUGACGCUGUUUUAUGCCAGUCACAGAAAUCUUAUCACGACAGAAAACGUAUAGAUCAUGGCUACGGUCAGUAAGCAGUCGAAAUGUCAAAAAAUGUGGUUUAGAUUAUCUGUGCACGACACUUGAUUUUUCUACCACAGCAAUAUUUUCUGUGGUUUACAUAAUUAUAUACCAGCAUUGUAACAUUUCAUUUCCGUGUUUAUCCAAUCGUGAAUGUUGUUGGUUUUGUUGUAAAAUUAAAUUCACAGUCAGUGCUUGAGCGCAAGAU